This is a messenger RNA of Fimicolochytrium jonesii, 1327 nucleotides long. RefSeq lists its product as uncharacterized. NCBI's taxonomy places the organism in Eukaryota, Fungi, Chytridiomycota, Chytridiomycetes, Spizellomycetales, Powellomycetaceae. The transcript has a single exon. The record is from RefSeq and is a predicted model, not a curated record. Bases 114 to 1160 code for a protein of 348 amino acids.
GUUGAACUGUCUUCACUCUGAAGGAUCCUGCUCUGCCAACUCGCAACCUCCACACUCAUCGCAACUCCGCAAGCCAGUCGCAUCCUGCUACUCUCAUCGCACACAGCAACACCAUGUCCCAGCAAGCCACUGCCUCCCACAACAACCGCAAGCUGCUCAUUACGGGCGCCACAGGAUACAUCGGCGGCACGGUUCUCGCCGCUCUCGCUCACACCAACAAAUACCACAUCACAGCUCUUGUCAGAGACGAUGACCGCGCCAACACCCUCAAGAAGCACGUCAACGGCAUCAACACCGCCGUUGGCGGCUACACCGACUAUCAUGUUCUAGAGAACGCAGCAAAAGAAGCCGAUAUCGUCGUGCACACAGCUGAAUCGGCCGAUAACCUCGACGCGGCGAAGGCCAUCCUGAAGGGGCUGCAAAGUGUCAAACGCUCCUUCCCUGCCGUCUACAUUCACACCUCUGGCACAGGUGUUCUCUCCGACUCGGCACAAGGACACCCAGCCAAUCCCAACGUCUACACAGACGUCGACAUGAGCCAAAUCAACACGUUGGCGGACGACCAGCCGCAUCGUAAUGUUGACCUCGAGAUCUUGAACGCAGUCCGCGGGAAAGCGGACACCAUCCGCACCGCCAUCGUGUGCCCUCCCUUGAUCUACGGCCUCGGUACCGGCGCGUUCAAUGUCCACUCUCAGCAGGUGCCUGCUAUGAUCAAAGCUGCUCAGAAGAAGGGACACGCGGUGCACGCGGGCAAGGGCGACAAUCUAUGGAAUAACGUGCAUGUACGCGAUCUCGCAAAGGCGUUUACACUCAUCCUUGAGAAGCUGGUGGCGGGCGAUCCUAACGCGCCCGUUAAUGAGAACGGAUACUACUUCGUCGAGAAUGGCGAGCAUAGCUUCCGCGCGUUGGCUACCGAUAUCGCGUUGGCGUUGGAGGCACAUGGCGUUGGUGAUGGGAAGGCGCACCCUCUCAAGGAGGCGAAAGAGAUCGCGGCACUUCUGGGUGAGGGUUAUCCCGGUGGGAAACAUAUGCUGGCUGGCAACUCUCGCUCUCGAGCGGUGCUCGUGAGGAAGCUGGGAUGGCAGCCGGUGGAAAAGUCGCUUGGGGAGACCGUCCCCUACGAAGUGGCGUACUGGGUUGACCAGGCGAAGAAGCAGUAGUGAUCUUAUGGGCGUAUAUCAAAUUUCGCGUUUUUGGUUGAGUACGGGUUAAGUCCUGUUCCAUCCAUCUGCAGCCAGGUGCAUCCAUUUCUUGGUAUCACAUGUAGUCGAUAGUAAAAUAUAGUCGACUCGGUCACAUCAAAGUAGCAGAGCAGAUAUUUGCAGCG